AUGGCCUACAACUUUGUCAGGUCCUACAUCGACACGUUCCGGGAGCGGACCGCCGCUAUCAGCCACACAUCAACGUUCCGCGAGACCGGCCAGAUAACACCAGAGGAGUUUGUCCUUGCAGGAGACUUUCUCGUCUUCAAGUUUCCUUCAUGGCAGUGGGCGGAUGCGACAUCACCUGCGAAGCGCGUAUCCUAUCUGCCUGAGGGAAAGCAGUUCUUAGUUACGCGCGGCGUGCCCUGCCACCGACGGCUCGAUGACAACUUCGCGGGUGAAGCUGGCCAAGAUGAGACCAUAGUAAGAGACGGCUUUACUGCUGGAGAAGGCGCGACCGACGAUGACGGUUGGCUGAGGACUGGGGGUAUGGCGGCAAGCCAGGAAGCCAAGGUGCGCGACGUGCGGACGGUCGACGAGAGUGGCAACCUAGGCGCGGCGGAAGAGGAUGACGAGAUACCCGACAUGGAGGAUAUUGAAGACGACGAAGAAGCCAUCAUAAGAGAUCCAAAGGCCGAGUCGAACACACAGGCGCCCCUCCGAACAUACACCCUCUACAUCACAUACUCCGCCCACUACCGAACGCCGCGAUUAUAUCUCUCAGGCUACGGCUCCACAUCCGUUCCACUCAAACCACAAGAGAUGAUGGAGGACAUUGUAGGAGACUACAAGGACAAGACUGUCACAAUCGAGGACUUCCCCUUCUUUGAGAAUCCUCUCAAGACUGCCUCAGUACAUCCUUGCAAACACGCAUCCGUCAUGAAGGUGCUGCUUGAUCGUGCUGAUGCUGCCCUGAAGCUGCGGCUCGCCAAACUCAAAGCAGGCAAGGACGUUAGCAAGCUCGACAGCGGCAUGGAAGCACUCGUCGAUGACACACGGUUACUCAAGCUCACCGAACAAGCCAAGAACAAGGAUGGCGACGAGGCGAAGGAUGAUUGGGAAGUACUCAGUGAGGGUGGUGACGACGAGGUAGCUAUCCGCGUGGACCAGUAUCUCGUCGUCUUCCUGAAGUUCAUGGCCAGUGUGACACCGGGUAUAGAACAUGACUUCACCAUGGGUGUCUAG
This is a messenger RNA of Alternaria atra, 1056 nucleotides long. RefSeq lists its product as uncharacterized. The transcript is spliced from 3 exons. The coding region runs from base 1 to 1056 and encodes 351 amino acids. Gene Ontology annotation, molecular function: Atg8-family ligase activity. The record is from RefSeq and is a predicted model, not a curated record. Gene Ontology annotation, biological process: autophagosome assembly; autophagy of mitochondrion; nucleophagy. Gene Ontology annotation, cellular component: cytosol; cytoplasmic ubiquitin ligase complex. Lineage: Eukaryota; Fungi; Ascomycota; Dothideomycetes; Pleosporales; Pleosporaceae.